Molecule: messenger RNA, 2032 nt
Organism: Gaeumannomyces tritici R3-111a-1
Lineage: Eukaryota; Fungi; Ascomycota; Sordariomycetes; Magnaporthales; Magnaporthaceae
Product: high-affinity glucose transporter ght2
Exons: 3
Coding region: 239-1900 (553 amino acids)
Biological process (GO): carbohydrate transport; transmembrane transport
Cellular component (GO): membrane
Molecular function (GO): carbohydrate:proton symporter activity
Source: RefSeq, a predicted model, not a curated record
GUUCUGGGCGACACCCUCGUCUCCACCCCAGACUUCAUAUUAGACGGCGCGCGCUCCUUCUCUGGCGGCAUCUAUCCUCCUCAGUUUGAUCGGUAUUUCCAGCCUUCUACCUCUCCACCCACCCAAUACUCGGCGCUGCGCGAAGCCCACGCAGCAGCGGACAGCAUUUCCAAGAGGACACAGCGCCGUCCAGCCUGUGACAACAAAGCACACUCAACUGGUCCUUUCCACCGCAACCAUGGGGUUGGGUCAGAAGUCCAUCAAGAUCAAUGGCGCCGAUUGCGGUGUCGAGGCCUUGAUCCUCGGAUGGGUCACCGCCAUGGGUGGCUUCCUCUUCGGUUACGACACGGGUCAGAUUUCCGGCAUGCUCAUCUUCAACGACUUCCGGCGGCGUUUCGCGACGGGCGAGCUGGACGAUGAGGGUAUCCCCGAGUGGGUGUCCAUCACGCAGUCCCUGAUGGUGUCGCUCAUGAGCCUGGGAACCCUGAUCGGCGCGCUCUCGGGCGCCUACACGGCCGACGCCUGGGGCCGCCGCCGCAGCCUGAGCUUCGGCGUCGCCAUCUUCAUUAUCGGCAACAUCAUCCAGAUCACGGCCAUGAACUCGUGGAUCCACAUGAUGAUGGGCCGCUUCGUCGCCGGUCUCGGCAUCGGCAACCUCUCGGUCGGCGUGCCCAUGUUCCAGUCCGAGUGCUCGCCCCGCGAGAUCCGCGGCGCCGUCGUGGCCUCGUACCAGCUGCUCAUCACCUUCGGAAUCCUCAUCUCCAACAUCCUCAACUACGGCGUCCGCACCAUCCAGGACGACGACGCCUCGUGGCGCAUCGUCAUCGGCCUCGGCAUCUUCUUCUCCCUGCCCCUCGGCAUUGGUAUCCUCUUCGUCCCCGAGUCCCCCCGCUGGCUCGGCGCCCGCGGCGACUGGGACGGCGCCCGCAUGAGCCUGGCCCGCCUCCGUGGCCUCAAGCACGACCCGAGCAACAGGCUGAUCGAAAGGGAUUUCGUCGAGAUGCGCGACGUCAUCGAGACCGAGCACAGCGUUGGCACCGGUACCUGGGCCGAGUGCUUCACCGGCGGCGGCGGCUCCAAGGGCAUCCCCAAGAUCGUCUACCGCACCUUUCUCGGUAUCGCGCUCCACUUCGCCCAGCAGUGGACUGGCGUCAACUACUUCUUCUACUACGGAGCCACCGUCUUCAAGUCGGCCGGCAUCGAGGACCCCAUCCAGACCCAGCUCAUCCUGGGCGCCGUCAACGUCCUCUGCACCUUCUGGGGCCUGUACGUCGUCGAGAAGUUUGGCCGUCGUCUCCCCCUAAUCGUCGGUGCCUUCUGGCAGGCGGCUUGGCUGGCCGUCUUUGCGUCUGUCGGCACCGCCUUGCCCCCCGAGACCAACUCCACCACCGGCAUUGUCAUGAUCGUGUCGGCCUGCAUGUUCAUCGCGUCGUUUGCCAGCACCUGGGGUCCCAUCGCCUGGGUCGUCAUCGGCGAGACCUUCACCCUCCGCACGCGCGCCAAGCAGGCCUCGCUCGCGACGGCCGGCAACUGGCUCGGCAACUUCCUGCUGUCGCUGCUCACCCCGCCCGCCACGGCCGGCAUCUCGUUCAAGUUCGGCUACGUCUUCACCGCCUGCAACGUGGCGGGCGGCCUGCUCGUCUACUUCUUCCUGUACGAGUCGCGCAUGCUCUCGCUCGAGAACGUCGACCGCAUGUACGGCGAGCCCAACGUCAAGCCCUGGAACUCCAAGAAGUGGACCCCUCCGGGAUACCUCACGCGCAAGCAGCGCGACGACAGCUCCACGGGCGUCGGCACCGACGACGAAGCGGUCGCGCACACGCGGGAAAAGACGGGGACCCCGGACGUGCCCAGCGAGCAGAGGCACGAGCAGGCUGGCGACAACACCACAAGAGUCUGACGGGUUCGCCGAUUUGUGCAAAAGUACGGAGUUAUGUAGCUGUGGCUCAAUAUUGCCAGCGAUUGUUUCUUGUUUGCUUGUAGGAUAAUUAUAUCAAUCAGAAAAUUGUCGGUAUUCGAGCUUCCUUCUUCC